Molecule: messenger RNA, 294 nt
Organism: Rangifer tarandus platyrhynchus (Svalbard reindeer)
Lineage: Eukaryota; Metazoa; Chordata; Mammalia; Artiodactyla; Cervidae
Source: the annotation of a GenBank genome assembly
AUGAGACGGGAUGCCGGCGCUACCUCCACCCCCUGCCAGACUUUAGGGCAAUCGCUCUUAGACCUGAGUGAGAGGUUAACAAUGACUAUGGAUGAAUUAAAAAAAAAAAUCAAAGCUCAAAACAAAGAUGCGCAUUUACCCAUCCAGGAAGACCACAUGCUAGAGCAGGGAAGCACAGGCCUGGUGUCGUCGUCCAGGCUGCCCUGCAGCUCUCUUUCCCCUUCACCAAUCCCAGAUCCUGGCAUCUACCCCAAGGCUGAUGAAAAGGUCAGCUCUAACCACGCCUUCUUCUGA